AUGUCGACAGUCUCAUUAGACGAAGAAGACACUGGUUUCUCAACUCAAGAGCGUGCGGCCAUUGCAAGGCUUACAAGCAUGAGCAGGGAGGAGUUUCUUGCAAACUGGAGCCUUGAAUCCACACGAUCGACAAAUCAUGCAUCACAACCGGGAUCACUUGCUUCAGAUCGUGUGGAUAUUAGUGACAGCAGCGAUAACGACGAUUCAGAUAGUUCGCUUGAAAACAACUAUUUAGAGACUUUGAGAAACCCUGCACCUCCCGCUCAACCUGUCGACGCCAAGAAUUCACAAUCAAUAGCUCAACGAAAUACCAGCAAUACUGCUACUAUCAACAGUGAUAACAAUGGAAAUCAACAGUUACGGGGACAACAGCAAAUACAACCACAGCAAAAGCAACAUUCUCAAUUUCCACGCCGCAGUCUUCGACCUAGGCGUCAAGAACAAAUGCAACCGUACACAUUCGAUCAAAGGCACUACAGUGCCUUGGUGCGGCGACGUGGUUUUGAAGAGCUACUACUACAAGACGAUUCGAGUGAUAUUACUAUCAGACACCGGCAUCGAAAAACCGCAGAGGAUCGAUAUGAAGAUGAAGGCGACAAUCAGGAAGUGGAUCCGGACGAACAGUUGCCAGUUAAACGGAUUACAAAACUUGUACUCCCUAUACGACGUCGCAAAUCGCUUUCGGCAGAACCAGAGGGUCCCAAAAAACCUGCUGAUCUGUCAAAAUACACCAAAACACCGUAUUUCCCAUCAUCCACGUCAACUGGUGCACGACUCAACACGACUAGCAACAGCGCCACAACCACUUCUACUACUAUUACUAGCAGAGUCAACAAUGAUAUCUGGUCAGCGAUUCCCCGUACAUCCAAAGUCGUCUACUCGCGCACUCCUAAAAAGAGAUCGAAAAAGGAAAAGGGUAAAGGUCUGGCUCAAGAAAGACCGCUUCUUGACGAUACUAGCACUCUCUCAACCCAGUCACCAUCACCAGCAUUUGCAAAUGUACAUCAGGCAACUCAACUGAACCGGCAAGACUCAGGUCACAUUGAUGAAGCGUUAAAGGAUGUGUUUUCUGAGCUUUUCAGCGGCUCUGAAAACGAACAACACGACGACGAUGCGAAAAGUGUCAGCAGCACCAUGAGUUUGGAUUCCGUUCUAGUUCGUGCAGAGAUGGCAAUGCGUGCGCAGCAGGAGCAGGAGGAAAACAGUGGAAAGAGCAACAAGCACUUUAACCCAUCGUUUGAAGACCUUGAGGGAGAGGAGGAACUGCACAUUCCUCGACGAAAACGUGUUCGACGGGAUCAUUCACUGGAUAGUGACAGUGAACAGGAGGAUGACCCCUUUGCAUUCCCUGUUGAUGAUCCCAUCCCACUCAACAACGGCAACAACAACGACCAUUACGGCGUGUUUGAUCUACCAGAAGCAGAUAAUGAACAGGAUCCACCCCGAUCAACUGCUCCACCGCGCCAACGAAUACAUCGAGUGCAGCAAGACGAUGAUUUUAUUGUACAUGAUGGAAGCGAGUAUGAUCGACCCAAGCGCAAGAAAAGACAUACGUUUCGAGGUGUUUUACCAUUCAGCUAUAAACCUCCCAGUGAAACUGAUCGAACAAGACAUCUCACCCCACCACAACUCGUUGAAGAAGAGGAUAAAGGACUAGGAUGUGAUUCACCCAUUGAAGACGACGAUCCAUCACCCUCGCAAAAUUUUGUUGACAGUCCAUUGAGGUCGCCAACACCUUUUGAAGAAUUAUCAAGUGAACCACGAUCCUUUAUCUCGUCACCCGUAAGAAAACAACAGCGGACGCUUACCGGGUAUGUCCAAAGAGCAGCUCGACCUCGGGAAAAGACAUAUUCGACCCAUAAACGAGGGAAAAUUGCGCAAAUGCACAAGGAAGCAGUCUCUCGUGCACGCUCGUUGCAGACUUCAACAUCAAGAAGAUCGGCAACAGCCUCUAAUACUCGUGCUCGCUCCACAACUACUUUAAAUAACAAAUUAGCAAGAUAUUCGACAUCCUCGUCAUCAUCUCGUGUAGCAACACAAUGCAAACCUCCUACGAUCCAACCAAGACGGCCGCGAAAACGGAACCUCAAUGGCCAAAUAUACAUCGUGCCCGGUCCAGGCCCAUCAAGUCAGAUUGAACGCAAGGUUACAGGUUGGCGCUCCAGUAUACGGCCGCAUUUGUCGAUAGAGUGGACCGACGAAGGGGAGAUUUGUACCGAUGUAGGUGAAGUGUUACAUCCAAGUACUACUUCAACAGGAACAGAACCCGUUCGACCCCAACCAGAUCGAGCAGAACCACCACAAUACAAUUAUUCCGAUAUGAUAGAUGAUGACAACACUAUCCUCGAUUCAACACCACCAUCACCACAACCUCAUAAUGAGAACAUACUCCAAGACCAUCAAAUGGUGUGUGAAGACAGUGAACCGAAGGAUCCAUUUGCACGGAUCCUCCAAAACUAUCCGACGCUGUCCAUAGAUUAUGGCAUGCCGAUGGUAGUGAAUGGCAGCGCCCAGUUGCUAGGCACCAGCUAUCUCAAACAUGGUUAUUUGCAACGACUCGUAUCUUUACCAUUGGACUUCGGUGCUGGUGGCGGCCCAGGACCAUCCGCUACAGCUGUCGAACUACUUGGACGACGUGUCCUCUUUACACAAGAUGCUGAACAGAACAAACAGUUGAUCAAGAGUUUAUUUCGUGAGGCUUUCAAGCAUAUUGGUGCCUUAUUUGAUAAUGCCAAUCACGUUGCAAUAGCUUCGGUGGCCAUGGUCAAUCUCCUUUCAUUUUUCCAGUUUGUCACCGAGACUAUGUGCAGCUGGGUGUGGCGCCUGCCGAGCGGACAACAACGACCCAUGACCGAAUUUCUAGUAGCUCAGUGUGUACUGCUGUACUCGCGCGUUUGGAGCAUGGCUGGUCUUGAUGUUGACCAUUUUUGGAAAUCACGACCACUUGUUACUCACGGACAACAAAAAAAUCUAUCGCAUUCUUAUAAGGCGCUACUACUACUGCUGAUUUACGCACUGGAUUGGACGUCACGGAUUGGAACCCCCGAACAGCAAGACGACUGUAAGCAUCGUUUAAUAUGGUUGCUGUACUGGAUCGGCCCAACCUAUGCGCACCUCGAGCGCAGCACACAACAAGAAGAAUCAUUUAUCGUCGCCCAAGAACCUCUGGUCGCCGAGGCUUGGGUAUGCAUUUUCCACUUGUACGCGCCAGAGGAUAUCCAUCAGGGUCAGUGUUGGAUGACAGUCAUGAAAUUUUUAGAGCAGCAAGCACAGCAGGACAAGCUGAGUGCGAGACAAGAAAUGGAGAGAAAAUGGCAUUGGUUGCUGGUGCUUAACGCGUUACGAUGCGUGGAUAAAGGCGGGACGUAUACCCGACCUGUAGCAGGGAUUGCUACAGUGGAAACCAUGUGUGGCAGUGAGCUUGCAAGCGGUCUAGCGACAGCUAUUGCGGAAAAUGCAUCGAACGUUUAG
Messenger RNA from Zychaea mexicana, 3471 nucleotides. RefSeq lists its product as uncharacterized. NCBI's taxonomy places the organism in Eukaryota, Fungi, Mucoromycota, Mucoromycetes, Mucorales, Lichtheimiaceae. Bases 1 to 3471 code for a protein of 1156 amino acids. The record is from RefSeq and is a predicted model, not a curated record. The transcript is spliced from 3 exons.